AUGCGCUCUGGAACGAUAUUCACCUUUUCGGUUACAGUACUCUCGUCUGUCGUCUGUGCUGCUCCUACACACGACACGUGCACCGAGGCAACCGAGAUCGUCAUCCGUCCCGACCUGAAGCAUCAGGUCAUUGAAGGAUUCGGCUUUUCCGGAGCAUUUCAGCGCGCCCAGCUCCUACUCAAUGUUACUGAGACCGUCCAAAAGGAACUCCUGGACCUCCUUUACAGCACAGAAACAGGUAUCGGAUUUUCCAUCCUGCGCAAUGGCAUUGGUUCUUCCAACAGUAGCUACAAUGACUGGAUGAACACCAUUCUACCUGUCUCCCCUGGUUCUCCUGACGGGGAGUUCGACUAUGUCUGGGACGAGUAUGACUCUGGCCAAUUCUUCCUCGCACAGCAGGCUGUCAAGUAUGGUGUUGAACGCAUCUAUGCCAACGCCUGGAGUGCGCCUGGAUUCAUGAAAAAUAAUAGUGAUGACGCCAACGGUGGCUUGCUGUGCGGCGUUCCGGGCAGCGACUGCGAAUAUGACUGGCGCCAAGCUUAUGCCGACUACCUCGUCAAGUACAUCAAGAUCUACCAAGACGAGGGUAUUCAGAUCACAGAUGUUGCUUGGCUCAACGAGCCUGAUCUGACAACCUCGUAUGCGUCCAUGCGCUCCAAUGCUGAGCAGACAGCCGACUUCCUGCCCAUCCUCUGGGAGUCUCUCAACGCCGCGGGUCUCGAUGUCGGCAUUGCUUGCUGCGAGCUCACCGGCUGGGAAAGAACAAUCGAGCUGGUGGCUGCCCUGCAGGACCUUGGCGUCGAGGACCUGCUGACGACCUGGACCAGCCACGAAUAUACGUCCAAGAUUGAUCAGCCGCUUGACACAGACAUCUCAGUCUGGCAAUCCGAGUACUGCGACCUCUCCGGUCGAUGGACUACAGCCUGGGACAGCGGCGUCUCCAACGGUGACGGUUGGUACUGGGCCGACAGGCUGCACAACGCUCUGACGGUCGGCAAUGUAAAUGCAUACAUUUGGUGGUUGGCUGUGCAGGACGAGGCCACUAACAACAAUAACAACGAGAAGCUAAUUCUUGUCGAAGAUGGAGAGUACGAGGUUGCGAAGAGAACGUGGUCGUUUGCGCAAUACUCUCGUCACGUCCGUCCAGACGCGCGACGUGUGGUAACUGAGGGCGGCGACCUGAAAACGACAGCAUACCAAAAUGCGGAUGGUCUUCAGGUUAUGAGCUGCAAAUUCCGCGAGUUUGAGAAGGUAACUGCCUGGUUGACGGAUGAAUAUCACGACAUGGAGGAGGUCAAGGUUGAUGUCGAUGAUGAAGGAAAUUUGACAGUGCAGCUAUCUGCCCGGGGACUGAUCACCGUCAAGGCAGAGUAA
This is a messenger RNA of Verticillium alfalfae VaMs.102, 1374 nucleotides long. Its product is annotated as cellulosome enzyme. The transcript has 3 exons. NCBI's taxonomy places the organism in Eukaryota, Fungi, Ascomycota, Sordariomycetes, Glomerellales, Plectosphaerellaceae. The coding region runs from base 1 to 1374 and encodes 457 amino acids. Gene Ontology annotation, molecular function: glucosylceramidase activity. Gene Ontology annotation, biological process: sphingolipid metabolic process. The record is from RefSeq and is a predicted model, not a curated record.